Acanthosepion pharaonis is the source of this 1737-nucleotide messenger RNA. The record is from the annotation of a GenBank genome assembly. Lineage: Eukaryota; Metazoa; Mollusca; Cephalopoda; Sepiida; Sepiidae.
AUGUUUGAUGAAGCUGGUGAAUUUUUCGAAAUGUUUCGGAAUAAUUUUCCGAUGACAUUUAUCUGUUUUGUGCCAUUGUUGAUCCUCGUGUCACCUGUGAUUCCUGUCCGUGCUGCGCACGAGUUUGCAGUUUACAGAAUGCAUCAGUAUGAUCUCCAUGGAACGGCAUACGGAUGCCGGAGUUCAUUUGUCAAUAUGGAAGCUCGGUCAGUUGAUGCUAAAAUGUUGACUCGUCGUUGCAUUGUGGUACGAUUGCGAGAAAUCACAGUGCCUAAAUACCGCGAUUUGAUUAGUCAAAACGUGGGUGCACUUUUGGUCCUUCUUCCUGACAAUUUCAAGAAUAUCUCCACAGAUGACCGUGAGCACCUGUAUAGCCUGGAGAGAGAAUUGUUACUGGAGGAGACCAAUGUGCCUGUAUACUUUGCCUAUGAGACUGAAGCUCUCACCAGCAUUUACAAAGAUGUCAAGCACCUCUCAACUGGGGACCAAGCACCAAGUGCCUUGGAAGCCUUAUUCAGUGCUGCCUCUGCUAAUGGUUUCCAAAUGGUGGUGACAGGUCCACAGUCCAAACCUCUGCCAGAUUUUCAAAUCACCAACAUUCAGGGCCGUCUGGCAGGUUAUGGCAUUGAAGAACAACUACCCAGUGUUGUGAUUGUGGCUCACUAUGAUUCCUUUGGAAUUGCACCGGGACUAUCCGAAGGAGCUGAUUCCAAUGGCAGUGGGGUCAUCGCUUUAUUAGAAUUGACUCGAUUAUUUUCUAAACUUUACACAAAUUCUAGGACACAUGCAAAAUAUAAUUUAGUGUUUUUAUUGACUGGGGGAGGAAAAUUCAAUUACCAAGGAACAAAACGAUGGAUUGAAGACAGUUUAGAAUCAACAGAUAACAACCAACUGACAGAUGUAGCUUAUGUGUUGUGCCUUGAUACCAUUGGCUCUGGUAACACACUCAAUCUGCAUGUGUCAAAACCGCCCAGGGAAGAUAGUGCUGGUGGAUAUUUCCUGAAGGACAUGGAAGAAAUGAUAAAUGUCUUUUUCCCAGAAGUAUCAUUUAAAAUGGUGCACAAAAAAAUCAAUCUUGCUGAGGACACAUUAGCCUGGGAGCACGAACGAUUCAGUAUUAAACGUUUACCUGCAUUCACUCUCUCUAAACUGGAAAGCCAUAAAUCAACAGAAAGGGGAACAGUUCUAGAUGUUCGGUCUCAAGUUGAUUCACAUAUUCUCACUCGCAAUAUUCAAAUUGUAGCAGAAACCUUAGCACGGCAUAUUUAUAAUUUAACCAACCAGGGACAGUUUCAAUUAUUUACUGAUGGAUUGGAAGUGCAAGAAGAGUUGGUCUCUGCUUGGCUGGCCUGCCUUACUUCCCAGCCACGAGCAACUCCACUGAUUCCAAAAGAUCAUCGAUUAAUUACAACAUUGGAGGAAACUCUAUCCCGUUACCUCAAAGAUGUAAAAAUUACAGGAUUAAAAGCUGAUAAAAGAGAUCCUGAAUUUUUAUUUUAUGAUGGUACUGUUUAUACAAUGAAUGCCUAUAGUGUAAAACCAGCUGUAUUUGAUUUAUUCCUUGCAGUUGGCAUAGGAGCCUAUUUGGCUUUUGUCUACCUCAUUGCACAAAAUUUCCACUUAUUCCUGAGUUUUAUUCAAUUAUUUUUGGUUGAUUUUUUUUUCCACUUGGAGAGCCAGUGCCUGAGAUUGUUUAGGAAAAAUUGCAGAAGGCCAAAGGAAGAAUUUUGUUUGUAA